Cheilinus undulatus (humphead wrasse) is the source of this 6117-nucleotide messenger RNA. It is a transcript of the gene entpd6, whose product is annotated as ectonucleoside triphosphate diphosphohydrolase 6. Gene Ontology annotation, molecular function: GDP phosphatase activity; UDP phosphatase activity. The coding region runs from base 137 to 1447 and encodes 436 amino acids. Gene Ontology annotation, cellular component: membrane; Golgi apparatus. The transcript has 14 exons. The record is from RefSeq and is a predicted model, not a curated record. Lineage: Eukaryota; Metazoa; Chordata; Actinopteri; Labriformes; Labridae. Gene Ontology annotation, biological process: nucleoside diphosphate catabolic process.
CGGCGUCGUGCCGCUCUUAAACUGGAGUAACAGUGCAGAGAAGAAUGAGGAGCUAAUAAAGGUUUAAACACCGGAGCAGCUGGUGGAGGUCUGAGCUCGGAUGCAGCGCUCAUAGCUCCGCACAGAAUGAGCCGUCAUGAAGAGACCAAGGCUUGCUGGACUUUUCCUCUGCGUGGGCUGCCUGCUUGCCUACCUGAUGUUUGUGAAGCGGCAUUAUGCUGUGUCGAAGCCCGAGGCCUUCAGACCGCCUCCCAACAUCAGCCCAGCCUCCAGGCACCUCGGAGAUGAUCUUCCCGCCUCCCAGUUUCAGUACGGCAUCAUGUUUGACGCUGGGAGCACCGGGACCAGGAUUCACGUUUUCAAGUUCCAGAUGGAGAGCAAAGAAGCUCCAAAGCUGAACCACGAGACGUUCAGGGCCAUCAAACCCGGUCUGUCUGCAUACGCUGAUGAUCCACAGCAGUGUAAAGCAGGAAUCAUAGAGCUACUGGAGGUAGCCAAAUCCAGCAUCCCCCCUUCUGUCUGGAACGUCACCCCCGUGGUGCUGAAAGCCACGGCUGGCCUCCGCCUGCUGCCUGGAGAGAAGGCCAAACACCUGCUAGACCAGGUGAGGGCGCUGUUCCUGCAGUCUCCGUUUUUGUCCAGAGAAGACUCCGUGUCCAUUAUGGAUGGCACUGAUGAAGGUAUUUCUGCCUGGAUCACCGUCAAUUUUCUAACUGGUGAUCUUCAUGGUGCUGACUCACCCACGGUGGGGAUGCUGGAUCUGGGAGGCGGCUCGACUCAGAUCACCUUCAGCCCUCAGGAUGAGAAAACCAUUCAGACCUCACCCUUCGACUUCAUCAGGUCCUUCCAGAUGUUCAACGUCACGCAUACGGUCUACACUCACAGCUACCUGGGUCUGGGUCUGAUGUCAGCUCGACUCGCCGUCUUAGGAGGAGUUGAAGCCUCCCCGUUAGGGGGCAGCACAGAGCUGGUCAGCCCAUGCCUUGCUCCAGAGUACUCGGGCAGUUGGGAGCACGCUGACAUUGUGUACACUGUGAAGGGACAGAAAGCAGGGGAGCCUGUUUACAAGGCGUGUCUAAACAAAGUUGAGAAGGUUUUAUACAAGAAGGUGAUGAAGGCAUAUGAGAAGGCUGACAUGGACUUCUACGCCUUCUCCUACUACUACGACCGGGCCGUUGACCUGGGCAUCAUCGAAGAGAAGAAGGGAGGAACCAUUCGAGUUUCUGAUUACAUCAACUCAGCCAAAAGAGUGUGCAGCAGUCUGUCCCUCAACCCUCCACAGAGCCCCUUCCUCUGUCUGGACCUGGUCUACAUCUCUGUCCUACUGCAGGAGCUUGGCUUCCCCCUGCACAAACAGUUCAAGUUGGCCCGGACCAUCAAUGAGGUGGAGACCAGCUGGGCUCUGGGGGCCACUUUUCAUUACAUCCAGUCAUUGAAGGGACACUGAGGAUUUUACUGUGAAAAGCCUCACCACAGCACCAAUAUCCUGUUUUGUCUGGGGAGAUCCUCAGAUUCAUCGUGACCUCAUCAGCACCAGAAACCUCCAGCUCUCAAACCCCAUGGGGGGUCUGACAUGCAGCUGCUGAAUGGCUGUUGCUAUUGACUGGUCCCUGGUGAUGUCACUAUCAAGCCAAACCAGAAGAGAUUCCUGAUCUAGAAUGAGAAGGAAUGAAGAUGAAUGACUGUAACCUGGUGUUGGGUUUCUGGUUUUAACCUGAAAGUGAACAUGUUAGCGUUGUUGCUAACGUCGCUAACGUGUGAGUCAGAUACCCGGCACUCAAAGGGGCAUUUACAACAGUCAUCCUAAGAGGAAACUCCUGUUUCUCAUUUCUUCUCCAUCACAUGAUACCUAUGACAAUUUCACACUGAGGCCUAAUCCACAUCAAGGGGGGUAUUUUUGAAAACAGCAUUCUGUCCUUUUGUAUACAACCAGAUGGCGUUUUUACAUAGCACACUAACCAUUUUUCUACCACAAUGUUGAUGAACAUCCUUCUUCAAAAACAAAACAGACAAGUUCCAAAAAAAUUCAGCAUUCUUCAUCUCUCCCUAUCAGUAUUAGAAAACAGCUAAUCCAACAAUAUCUCUUAGAUUGACUCUCCGUUGUUGGCAGCUUUUGGAAAAGUGAGUAGUACUGGUGAAAAGCUCCUCACCAGUUUCACCCACUUUUCCAAAAGUGGCCAACUAUGGCCUGCUAUUUGGCAUUUAUGGAGGGAAAUUCCCAGCUUCAUCAACAUUCCAUCCUAGCAUUUAAAGAUGUCAUCCUUUGAUGUCUUUAGAAGCUUCAGAAAGAUGGUGUCGUCCUUUGAUGUCUUUAGAAGCUUCAGAAAGAUGGUGUCAUCCUUUGAUGUCUUUAGAAGCUUCAGAAUGAUGAUGUCAUCCUUUGAUUUCUUUUAGAAGCUUUAGAAACAUGUUGUCAUUCUUUGAUGCCUUUAAAGGCUUUAAAAAGAUGAUGCCAUCAAAGCUUCUAAAUUAUUCCAUCCUUUCCUUUGAAGAUGAUGUCACUGCUGCUGUGAUGAACGGACUCCUGCUGCAGAGGCAGGUUUUGACCGAUCAUAAUGGUUUUUAGUGUUUUCAUGUGGAUGUUUUGGUUAUGGUAAACUUCUGUUUUCAUGAAUACCUGCCAUCAUGUGAAGUAGACCUCUGAUUCCUUCACUUUGUCAGGCUUGAAUAUGACAUCACAGCUGACCAGCCAAUCAGAUUCACCACAGCCUCAUAAACUCUUGGGUAAACCUGACGCCAGUUUGGUUCAUAUCUAAGCUAUGAAGGAUGAUUAUUGUCACAUUUCAGUCUUUUUUUUUUUUAACAAACCAACCUCAUGGGACACUCCGAGACAAACGGUUGACCUCCGAUGGCUGAACGCUACUGGUUUAUGAUCAGGGCCGUGAAAUAUGGCGCUAUGAACCGCAAUUAAUUUCUGAAUUUUUAUAGUUUUCGUGAUUAAUCACAGUGAUGAGGACAUUUUAAAUGUGGUUAUUAUUCAGUUAAAACCAAUGGUUUCAGUCCAUAUUUAUGUAUGAUAGAUAGUUCCUGGUGUAUUGAUUAGUGAAUGAAGAUGUAUUUCAGAAGGUUGUUAUAUUGACGUUGGAUUUGAUUAUUUAUAAACCCUUGGUUCUCAACUGGUGGGUCUGGACCCAAAAGACUUUUUUCAGUGUGCCUGGCAAAAUAUAUACAGAAAUAGUCUGUGAUGUGCUUUUAUUUUGAAGGGUAUGCUUCCAUCUCUUUCAUUUUUUGUUCCACUUCAGUCCAGACAGUCCCGUUGUUCAUUAAAAACAGUCGGUUAUGAUUGAAAUAUGUAUUUAAGAAAUUUGGGUCAUAGUUUGUAGUUAAGGAGCUGGUAGGUCCUGCUGGACUAGUUGAGAACCACUGGUUUAAACAAGUGCUCCGGAAGCUUAGAAAGAUAAAAUAUCACAUGAUUAAUGCGGUUUAAAAAAAAUGUGUUAAUUUGAGAUCUUUGUCCAAUCAAGAUAAGAGGCCUGUGUCCACUGACUGCUCUUGAUAAUACACCAGUGUAGUCCAGUAUUUUCAGCUUCCUUAGCUGACCAAUCAAAAUUGUGAAGGGGCGGGACUUGUGAAACAAGUUUUGUCUACAACAAUGGCAGCAGAGAAACUAGUUUGACUUGUCUUGUGGAGGGUGAAGUUUCCUGGUCUACAGCUGGUAAACACCAAGAUUCAUUUGACACAAUGGUAAGCAGCUGGGGGCCUGGGGGCCACAUGUGCCCCCCCCCCCCUUACUCAGUGUGACCGCCAAGUCUUUUUCAGAUAUCAAGAUACUGGAAGAAAGUAUGAUUAGAUCAGCCACAAAACAGAAAUAUUUCUAUAAAUAUAUUUGAUAAGUGGCAUAUAUUUUUAGUACUUUACAAGAAAUUAAAGAUAGAUCAGCUGUAAUAUUUGAUGAAAUAAGUUUUCUAUGAACCAUUAAAGGUGCAGUGUGCAUAAUAUUCAGCCUUGUAGCAUUCAGCGGAACAAACUUGGUAAACUUUUUAUUUAUUUGUUUUUGUUUUACUAAAAAAAAAAGCCUUUUAUUCAUUCAUAGAGAAGGUUCCCUUUAAUAGAGUCUGCCAUCUUGGAUAUUAGCAUUUUGCAUGUUUCUACAGUACCACGGAAGGGACAAAUAACAGAAACUCUUUUUACCCAUCAGAAGUGAGUAUCCCAGUCUACAAACUGACUAUUUGAUGUUGCUAAUGUUACCCAAUUUUACACACUGCACCUUUAAAUGCCUUUGUAUCAAAAACCUAAAUAUACAAGUAAAACACACUAAUGUCAACACUUAUGUUCUUUUGCAUUGCAAAAACAGUUUAAAUUGGCCUCAGUCCUGUGUAUAUCUGAUUAAAUUAAGCAUUACUGUCUGAAUUAGCAUGCUGAAAGCAACACAUUUUCCUUUUGUGAAAUUAUGAGUAAUUUUUAUUGUUAAACUGUGAGUUUUCCCACAUUUAUAAUUAUUUGUACCUCUGGCAGAGGGAAUAAAAUGACUUGGACUCACAGUAACCAAAGUUCCCCACGCCUGAUUUAACACUUUUAACUGAGAUUUCUUGAAUGAAGAAAAAUUUAAAGCAUGCAGAUCUAUUUAAAAAAGAUGCUGUCAGCAUUAAAACUUGCAGUCUAUGGACACAGGUCUGAUGGCGUUAACCUUGACAGUCCUGGUCAUGACCAGUCUGCCCCUCAGCAUCACUACUGUUGUCCUCCUGUAUUUAAACCCUUUUAUUUUUUAUGAUGAAGGUUGACAGUUGUCUUUUACAUUGAGUUUUGUACUCGAAUGUUUGUGCCAUAAAUCUGAACUGUUUCACUCAGAGGUUUACUUUCUCAUCGCUAUCCUCUUAGAAAGAAACUCAGAGACUUUUAGGAAUAUUUAACCUAAAUGGAGACAUAUUUACUCUCUCUUUGUGCAUUUGUUCCUCCUCUGGUGAACCGAUAAGGGCUGGUUAUUGGGUAUCACCUGUUCAUCUCUGAGGGGUUUAUCUUAUUCUAAAACAUUGUGUAAGGGUUCUUUUUUUUCCAGCAGUUCCCCUAGAUGUUUUGGUUUUACUAUUAGUUUUUCUGUUUUGAUUUUUGUUUUUGUCAAAUUUAUGAUUUACUGUGAUCACAUGAUACCAGACAGGCUGAUGUUUCUGUCGGAUGGAGGAAAGGGAUUUAAAUCCUCUCUAGGUCAGACCAAAGGUUCAAGCCAAGUCAGUCAGCAGCAGCAGCUGAUUUUAAGGCACGUUGUGAUUCAACAGUCAAUCUGCACCUCAGAGCCCAGACAGGAAGCCAGCAGGUCUAAAUGCCACUGUGCAGUUUGUCCUGGCAAUUUUAAUCAUUAAUUCUAUCCUCACAAAUCAGAAGAAAGCUCACUGUAAUCUUCCCAGAGUUGCUGGUACGUCGGCGACAGUCUGUAUUUUAUCAGCCAUCAUGGCUGAGCUCGCCCAGCAGCACAGGCCAUAAAGCCUUUAGGUCCUAGUCCAGGGUCUAGGACCCCCCUGGGGCAGACUGAUUCUAACACUUCAGCACAUGUAAACCGUUUUUCUUGGUUUAAUUGAUAAAAAAAUUAAAAUCUGUGUUAAUUUUUAACAAUAACAUAAAACUUGUGUGUUUAGAGGGGCUCAGCUUUUCUCAGAUAUGAGUGGCUGAUAGGACACUCCUGGCCUGGAGCUCGGAGCGUAAAUCAACAUAAGCCCUCUAAAGAUUCUGUUGAGGCACCCUCAGACAGCCCAGAGUCUCUUUUUUUAUGUUUCUGACAAAAGCAGAACUGAAACUACAUCAUCUGUCCUUAUUCAUAUCCUACACUGAGUUAAACAUGGCUGAAACACAGGCAUGAAAAGAGGAGAUGGAAAAUAAAGCACAGUACAUAUUCUGUCCCUCUGUCAGCAGUGUGAACUGACAGGAUCUCAGGAUGUUACAGAUCGGCUCACCAACUCACCGUCUGGUGUGAAUCUUUGGUCUGAAACUACUGUUUAGAUUUAAGCUGACAUUAACACAGUGAAAUAGUGAAGAUGAACACAUUUACUGCUUCAUGUUUGAAGUUUAUAACCUCACAUCUUCAUAUCCGACCUCAUGAUGUUUUUGUAUCGACAGCGACAUGGAUUGUUUUCUACUCUGAAGGAUCUCCUGUUUGUACAUUUUUCUCUGUGAUCAGUACGAAGU